Rotaria sp. Silwood1 is the source of this 1473-nucleotide messenger RNA. NCBI's taxonomy places the organism in Eukaryota, Metazoa, Rotifera, Eurotatoria, Philodinida, Philodinidae. The record is from the annotation of a GenBank genome assembly.
AUGACGAAUGUUACUACUAAUCAUUAUACAUGGUUAUCAUCGAUGAGUUUUUCUACUAAUACAAUUUAUUUAUUUUUAAUAUUUAUUUCACUUGUUUGGAAUGCUUAUAAUACAUAUCAGCAUCAAAUUUUAAUUAAAAAGCAAUUAAAAUUAGAAAAUAUUCUUGCCGAAAUAUUACCUUUACCAUCUUCAUUAUCAUCUUUUAAUCACAUACAAACGGCUACAACAACAACAACAACAGAAUCAUCAAUCCAACAAUGGUUCACAAAAGUUCUUCAUCUGAUUCAUCAAUUAACAUCAGAAAAUAUGACAAACAAUAGCAAUAGUAAUAUUAUUGCCAAGCCAUAUAGGAAUGUAGUACGUCAACGACGGCAAGUUCAAGAGUCACAACAAUCUAAUUGUUUUUGUCCUCCAGGUUCCAAAGGCGAAAAAGGCGAUCGUGGUUUUGCUGGAUUUCCAGGUGAAACAGGGCCAAAAGGUGAACGUGGUUUUCCAGGUUCAAUAGUUUGGAAUGGAUUAAAAGGUGAAAAAGGUGAACCAGGACGCGAUGCAGAAUCAAAUCGUCCAGGAAUGUCAUCAUCAUCAUCAUCAUCAUCGUCUCAAGUCAAGUACAUUCCAGGUCCACCCGGUCCACCUGGUCCGCCAGGACCUAAAGGUGAUAUGGGUCCGAUUGGACCUAAUGGCAUCGGUGAAACUGGACCACCUGGACAAGAUGGUUUACCCGGCGAGAAGGGUGAAAAAGGUGAUCGAGGACCUAUAAUUCGACCAAAAGUACGCAGGUUUGUCGUCAUGAAAGGUGAUCCAGGGCCACCAGGCAUUAAAGGCGAGCGUGGUGAUUUUGUUGUUGGACCUAAAGGUGAUCGUGGUGCUCCUGGUUUACCCGGAAGUCCAGGAAUACCAGGACAAAAUGGUCGUGAUGGUAUAGAUGGACUAAGAGGUGAAAUGGGUUUUCAAGGACCACCAGGAAGAAAAGGAGACCGUGGUGUCAAAGGUGAACCAGGAUUUAUUCAAAAAGUUGAUUUCAAUUCAACACAUAUCGUUCUAGUGGGUCCACCGGGUCUUCCAGGACCAAAAGGACGCAUUGGUCUUCCUGGUCAACCAGGAUUAGAUGGAGAAAAAGGAGAUCGAGGAGAUUCUGGUCCAUUGGGAAUGACAGGACCAAAAGGAGAUGGUGAAAAAGGUGAUCAAGGCAAAGGAGAAAAAGGAGAUCGUGGUCCAAUGGGUUUGCCUGGUUAUUCAAUGCAUAUGCUCGAUAUGCCUAAAAAACGUUCAACGGGUAAUCGAGGUGAACAAGGUUUACGAGGUCCACCGGGAGAAAAAGGAGAAAAAGGUGAAGAAGGUCGAGAAGGACGACGAGGUUUACGUGGUCGACCAGGUUUACCAGGCCCAGCUGGAAUGGAUGCAUUACCAUGUCCACGUGAACUUUUAUCUAAUUUUGAAAAUGCAUGUCAUUUAUGUUGUAAAAAUCCAUAA